AUGUCCCCUUCCUCCUUGCGUCCCCCUAACCCCUCAUUCAAUUUUCCACUUCCCUCUUUCCCCAGAUUCGCGAAGACUGUCAGCAAUGCAGUAACUACAACUGCAGGGCAGACGACGUUUUCGCAAAUUAACUUGCAGCACUGCAAAGCAGCCUCUGCUUUACUCAGCAGAGACCUGGCAGUGAGGCAGACACAUGUAUCCCUGAUACAAGAACCAUGGAUUAACAAGGGUCAAGUAUUAGGAAUAGAGCUGAAAGGCGGCAGUCUGGUCCAUGGUGACUCAGAGCGGGGGCCUAGGGCCUGUGUUUUAAUCAACAAGAAACACACAGUACUCAAGCUGCACCAGUUCUGCACCAGGGACCUGGCGGUUGCUUCAAUAAAAAUUCCUCUGGGGGAGACAAGAGCGGAAAUCAUAAUAGUAUCUGCCUACCUCCCCUAUGAAGACAAUGAGGUGCCCACUGAAGAAGUCAUCAGACUGGUGGAGCACUGUAAAGCUAAUGAACUGCCACUCCUGAUUGGGUGUGAUGCAAAUGCGCAUCACACGGUGUGGGGCAGUUCAAACAUUAACAAGAGAGGCUCAGAAUUGUUGGAAUAUCUCUCAACCACAGGGUUGGAAAUCCUGAACGUAGGAUCCAAACCUACUUUUGUCACUUCUCAAAGACAAGAAGUGAUUGACUUAACACUGGGCUCUCGUAAGAUAGCACAAAUGGUCACAGACUGGGGUGUCAGUAAAGAGGAUACGCUCUCUGACCACAGGCAAAUAAACUUCUCAGUGAAAGGCAACAAGGACAACGGAACUAGGGACACUUACAGGAAUCCCAGAUCUACGGACUGGCUCAAGUACAGAAAAGAGCUAGGAAAUAGAUUAGGGAAACCCGUGAGGGGACUAAGGAACGUUCCAAAGAUUGAACAAGCGGCCGAACACCUUCAACAGGCCAUUGUUCAAUCCUAUGAGAUUGCUUGCCCGCUGAAGGUUAGAAAAAGCAGCAAACGGGUGACAUGGUGGAACGCAAAGCUGAAUAAGCUUCGCACCCUGUCUAGGAGGCUGCUGAAUAAGGGGCUUAAGACAAAAGCGGACCAGGACUGGGCAGACUAUAAAGCUACUCAAAAGAGAUACAAAAAAUGUAUCAAGGUCUCUAAAUCAGAAGCCUGGAAGAAAUUCUGUGAAGAGAUUGAAGAUCUACCAUUGGUGGCUCGUCUACGCAGAAUUUUCACCUCAGGACCUACAACAAAACUCGGUGUUCUCACCCUCCAAGAUGGCAGGGUAACGGAGAACGACGAAGAAACACUGGCGCACCUCUGUGAGGUCCACUUUCCUGGCUCGGAACUUAUAGAACUGGAACAGGAAGAAGCCUCAGAGGACGUGAUAAAGAGAACGGUCACAAAACAAGGUGACUGGAGCACAGCUGCCAGAGUGGUAACACCUGAUAGGAUAAGGUGGGCAAUCGGAAACUUUGAAAGGUUCAAAAGCCCAGGGGUGAACAAGAUUUUCCCGGCUCUCCUGCAGGAGGGAAAAUAG
Molecule: messenger RNA, 1518 nt
Organism: Cotesia glomerata
Lineage: Eukaryota; Metazoa; Arthropoda; Insecta; Hymenoptera; Braconidae
Exons: 1
Coding region: 1-1518 (505 amino acids)
Molecular function (GO): catalytic activity
Source: RefSeq, a predicted model, not a curated record